AUGAUUGACUUACACUUGGAAUAUUUUCGAAAAACUGGUUUGGAUAAGAAGGAUUUAGUAGAAAUCCCAAUCGAAAGUUAUAUUUUAUUGGUAAUUUGUAAAUAUUUGAGUCAACCUGAGAUUGGUCGAGAUUUUCAGAUAAACUUUGUGCAGAGCAAAAUUGUUUCUGAGCAUCGUGAUUCUGUCGUUGUAAACAUUGAAAACGUUGGUGUCACAUUUCAUGAGAAUGAAUUAUGGCCAGCAACUCCAAAGUACUGUCAAUUGCCAAUUUUAACGAUCAACGACUGGAUCAUUUCAGGAUUAUGCGGAAUUUGUCGCCGUAUAGCAAAAACUCACGUUGAGUACUCGCAGAACCCGAAACAGAUUCUUGGUUUUAAAGGUAACACCCUUCUAGCACCAGCAGAAAUUUCAAUGUGGACCAAAUUUUGCGAAGUUGAUGUUAUAAAAUGCGUGCGAGAGGUACUGCAGCAGGAAAAUUGUAACACGUACAAUAUUCCAGAAGACAUUGCAAAAUUCGAAAGUCACUUGUCGCAACCUCUGAAAACGCACAACAUUUACAAGUUGAUCAAUAACGUCCAGAAAGUGAAAAUUUCUUCUCAGCAAGAGUAUAAUAAACUGGACAACGAAACAGCCCGCUUCAAUUUUUACGAGAACCACAAGUUUGCAGAAGGUUUCGAAAAAACUUUAGCUGAUAUAAUACUUUUCAUCGGUUUUCACCUGUUCGAUAGACGGAUUCCGCUCGACACAUUGCACGCAAAGCUUCCGAGAAUCAAUAACUGGUACCGGCAAAUAAAAGCUGACGAUAAUGGAGAGCUGAACCAAAUUUGCAAUGAUCUGCUUUCGAAUCAACAUUGUCACACUAUUUCAAGGUUGAUCGUGGAUCAGUUGGUCGUAAAUGUUCCCGCCAGUUACAGUCUUUACAAAUCGGACACAAAAAAACUGAACCUUCUGGGUGAGAAAGUACUCACCACGAAUCAACCGGAAGUUUUAGGAAUAUUGAAAAAAGUUAAUCAGCUACGGUUGGACACUGCAAGUAUACCAAAUGAUCGAAAAAUCAAUCUGUUCGACUGGGAAACAGUUCCACUUGAGGCCAAACCAGAAGGUGGAAUGCUCCCGUCCAAACGGAUCGAACGAAAAAAGCAUCAACUGGAGAAUUUGGCUAACGAAGUGAUUGAAUUGGCUAGACCAGGUUACAUUAUUGUUGAUUUUUGCUCCGGUACCGGCCAUUUAGGUAUUCUGCUAGCGUGUCUCUUGCCCGAAUGCACCAUCUAUUUGUUGGAAAAUAAGGAAGAAUCACAACAAUUGGCAAUGGAUCGAGUGCAGCGGCUUGGUUUAUCAAACGUCGUUUAUUUCCAAUGUAAUUUGAAUUAUUUUACAGCUCAUUUCGACAUUGGCGUGUCGCUUCAUGCGUGCGGUGUUGCAAGCGACAUCGUACUAGAGAAAUGCAUCGAUCUGCGCGCAAAAUUUGUGUGUUGUCCUUGCUGUUACGGAAAGAUUUGCGAGCUAGAUGCUAUUCAGUACCCCAGAAGCAAAAUUUUUCAACAAUCCGAACUGCUGCUAAAAGAAUACCUCUGCAUAGCACAUUGCGCAGAUCAGACUCAUGAUCUCAACAACAGUAAAACUAACGUGGAAAAAUCGCACCAAGGAUUCCACUGCAUGGACGUAAUCGAUAAGGAUCGUGCAUUGCGGGCUGAAGAGUUUGGCUACACCGUCAUACAAAAGCGGCUUAACCCAGAGGACUGUACUCCAAAGAACCGACUUUUAGUUGGAACUUUUUAACUAGGAAAAAAAAAGAACUACCGCACGGGUCGAAUAAAUAAUUGUUUAUUUCCUCACAA
Malaya genurostris is the source of this 1838-nucleotide messenger RNA. RefSeq names its product glutathione S-transferase C-terminal domain-containing protein homolog. The transcript is spliced from 2 exons. The record is from RefSeq and is a predicted model, not a curated record. The coding region runs from base 1 to 1779 and encodes 592 amino acids. NCBI's taxonomy places the organism in Eukaryota, Metazoa, Arthropoda, Insecta, Diptera, Culicidae.